This is a messenger RNA of Brassica napus (rape), 1399 nucleotides long. Its product is annotated as GDSL esterase/lipase ESM1. NCBI's taxonomy places the organism in Eukaryota, Viridiplantae, Streptophyta, Magnoliopsida, Brassicales, Brassicaceae. Gene Ontology annotation, molecular function: hydrolase activity, acting on ester bonds. Gene Ontology annotation, biological process: endoplasmic reticulum organization. The record is from RefSeq and is a predicted model, not a curated record. The coding region runs from base 62 to 1225 and encodes 387 amino acids. The transcript has 5 exons.
CGGACUAUGAAGUUCACCACCACCACUUCCCUCUCUAGCUCGAAUACCUAAUAUAUUGGAGAUGGCAGGCAAGUUUAGUUUUGUGAGUGUCAUGGGAGCACUAUUGGUGUUAACCAUAUUCCAUGAUCCGAUCAUCGUCGACGCCGGCCAAGGUGUUCCGGAGGUAGCAUUGUUCACUUUUGGAGACUCUUACUACGACGCUGGAAACAAGGCGUUUCUAAGCAAAAACAAAAACCCUCCACAGACCCUGUGGCCUUACGGCAAGUCCCGCGACGACCCCAACGGCAAGUUUUCAGACGGCUACAUUGUCCCCGACUUUAUCGCUGAAUUCAUGUCCAUUCCAAACGGAAUCCCGCCGGCGCUUAAACCUGGUGCUAAUCUUUCACGUGGAGCUAGCUUUGCCGUCGCCGACGCUUCUAUUCUUGGGGCUCCGGCGGAAUCUAUGACACUGAAUCAACAAGUGAACAAGUUCAGAAGUAUGAUAUCAACAUGGUCCGACGACUACAUCGAGAAAUCAUUGUUCAUGAUAUACAUCGGUACGGAAGAUUAUUUGAACUUCACCAAGACCAAUCCCACUGCUACUGCUUCUGCUCAACAAGCUUUUGUCACCUCCGUCACGAACAAACUAAAAACCGAUAUCGGCUUGUUAUACUCCUUGGGAGCUAGUAAAUUCGCAGUUCCAAUGCUAGCACCAUUGGGUUGCUUACCGAUCGUGAGACAAGAAUACAAAACCGGCAACGACUGUUACGAGCCACUCAACGAUUUGGCCAAACAACACAACGAGAAGAUCGGUCCGAUAUUGAACGAGUAUGCUAAAAAACCCAACGGCGGUUUUCAGUUCACCGUCUUAGAUUUCUACAAUGCUGUUAUCCGUCGGACAACAAGGAGUUAUAACUACCGGUUUUAUGUGGCCAACUCAUCUUGCUGCGGGGUAGGGACUCACAAUGCGUAUGGUUGUGGAAUGGCUAACGUGCACUCGAAGCUAUGUGAGUACCAAAGAUCUUACUUCUUCUUUGACGGACGUCACAACACUGAGAAAGCUCAGGAGGAAAUAGCUCAUCUUCUCUAUGGAGCCAAUACAAACGUGAUCCACCCGAUGACCGUACGUGAGCUAAUCGUUUUUCCGGCUAAGGAGAACAUGCGUGAGUUGUGGGAACCCAACAAGCCGUCUAUUCGUCGUCGACGGUCAUCUCGUGAUUACCUCGAUUUAUCAGCUUAUUAUUAGCUGGAUGACAUUGAGCUGAACCAAUCAAUCUUAUGUGUGCGCCUACAACUAUUGUAUCCUGUAUCGCGUAGUAGUUAUGUUUGUGUUGUCGAAUAAAUUGCGUGGUCCAUAUUAUGUUUCGUAAUCUAUGGAAAUUAUAAGAACGUUCAAAUUAUAAUGGAAGGGUAUUGAAUC